CCCAUGUGUGACCCCAGGUAAUGAGUGCAAAGAGCAGUUAUCCAGCCAGCAGAGACUAAGCCCUAGGAGGAGCAGCAGCAGCAGCAGCAGUUGCCGCCGCCGCCGGGAUCGGGAUUGGGUAUCGGGACACUCGGGAGAACCAUGCUAGUGCCGUCGGACAUGAUCGCGGCCCAGUCCAAGAUGGUUUACCAGAUGAACAAGUAUUGUGCGGACCGGGUCCAGGUGCGCAAGGCGCAGAUCCAUAAGCAGAUCCAGGAGGUCUGCCGCAUCGUCCAGGAUGUGCUCAAGGAGGUGGAAGUGCAGGAGCCGCGCUUCAUCUCCUCGCUGAACGACUACAAUGGCCGGUUCGAGGGCCUCGAGGUCAUCUCGCCCACGGAAUUCGAGAUCAUCAUCUACCUCAACCAGAUGGGCGUCCUCAACUUCGUGGACGAUGGCACCUUGCCGGGCUGUGCUGUGCUCAAGCUGAGCGACGGGCGGAAGCGUUCCAUGUCCCUGUGGGUGGAGUUCAUCACGGCCAGCGGCUACUUGUCGGCCAGGAAGAUCCGCUCCCGCUUCCAGACCCUGGUGGCGCAGGCGUGCGACAAGUGCGCCUAUCGGGACAUCGUCAAGAUGAUUGCCGACACCACGGAGGUGAAGCUGCGCAUCCGGGAGCGCAUCAUUGUCCAGAUCACGCCCGCCUUCAAGUGUGCCGGCCUCUGGCCGCGCUCUGCCUCCCACUGGCCCCUGCCCGGCAUACCCUGGCCGCAUCCCAAUAUCGUGGCGGAGGUCAAGACGGAGGGAUUCGAUAUGCUGUCCAAGGAGUGCAUCGCCCUGCAGGGCAAGAAUUCGGCCAUGGAAGGUGACGCCUGGGUGCUGAGCUUCACCGAUGCCGAGAACCGGCUGCUGCAAGGAGCUAGUCGCCGCCGCUGCCUGAGCAUCCUGAAGACCCUGCGAGAUCGUCACCUGGAUCUGCCUGGCAAUCCGGUGACAUCGUAUCAUCUGAAGACCCUGCUCCUCUACGAAUGCGAGAAGCAUCCCCGCGAGAUGGAGUGGGAGGAGAACUGCAUCGCGGAUCGCAUCAAUGGGAUCUUCCUGCAGCUGAUCUCGUGCCUGCAGUGCCGCCGCUGUCCGCACUACUUCCUGCCCAAUAUGGAUCUGUUCAAGGGCAAGUCACCGGGUGCCCUGGAGAACGCCGCCAAGCAGGUCUGGCGACUGACGAGGAUCAUGCUGACCAAUGUCCGUUGUCUGGAGGAGCUGUAGGACCAAGGAUGGAGUCCUUUUGCCUUGAACGAUCUGUGGCACGGGGGUUUGCCUUUAAGUUGCCUUUUUUUUUUGUGUGGUUAGUCUUUUUUUUGUCUUAGGGUUUUCUGGGUCUCUUUGAGACGCAGUUGGAGGAGCGCAGAUCGGAUCAGAGGAGGAGUCGGAGGAGGAGCUGGAGCAGUGAAAUUGCAACCCAAAUACUAUUUGAUAUUUCGCUAGAUCGUAACUUAAGUUUAGGUGCUUUCGAAAAGUAUACGCCGCUUACAGAGUUUCCUAUAAUUAGAGCCUACCUAUUAGCCUAUAGAGCCCAGUGCUGCCCAAUUUAGAUUGCAUAACGCACAAUGAAGAGCGAAAAGGAGUUACAAAUUACGUAUACGUAAUAUACAUCUUUUUUUUACAACAAUUUUUUGGUCCAUUUGCGAGAGCAAAAUUAGCAAAAUUAGAUCUAAGUCCAAGGAAACUGAUUGAGGAAUAUUUCCCUGAUUGGUUCUAAAUU
Molecule: messenger RNA, 1735 nt
Organism: Drosophila serrata
Lineage: Eukaryota; Metazoa; Arthropoda; Insecta; Diptera; Drosophilidae
Gene: mab-21
Product: nucleotidyltransferase mab-21
Source: RefSeq, a predicted model, not a curated record